Messenger RNA from Orycteropus afer afer, 2547 nucleotides. RefSeq names its product solute carrier family 1 member 1 (gene SLC1A1). Gene Ontology annotation, molecular function: L-cysteine transmembrane transporter activity; L-glutamate transmembrane transporter activity; glutamate:sodium symporter activity. Gene Ontology annotation, biological process: L-glutamate transmembrane transport. The record is from RefSeq and is a predicted model, not a curated record. NCBI's taxonomy places the organism in Eukaryota, Metazoa, Chordata, Mammalia, Tubulidentata, Orycteropodidae. Gene Ontology annotation, cellular component: plasma membrane.
AUGGGGAAGCCGGCGAGGAAGGGUUGGGACUGCAGGCGCUUUGUCAAGAACAACUGGCUGCUGCUCUCCACAGUGGCUGCAGUGGUGCUAGGGAUUGCCAUUGGAGUCUUGGUUCGAGAAUACAGCAAGCUUUCUAGUCUGGAGAAAUUCUACUUUGCUUUUCCUGGAGAAAUUCUCAUGAGGAUGCUGAAACUCAUCAUUCUGCCAUUAAUUAUAUCCAGCAUGAUUACAGGUGUUGCUGCACUGGAUUCCAAUGUAUCUGGCAAAAUUGGCCUGCGUGCUGUCGUAUAUUAUUUCUGCACCACUGUCAUUGCUGUAAUUCUAGGAAUUGUGCUAGUGAUAAGCAUUAAGCCUGGUGUCACCCAAAAAGUGGAUGAAAUUGACAGAGUGGGCAGCACCCCUGAAGUCAGCACAGUGGACGCCAUGCUUGACCUGAUCAGGAAUAUGUUCCCUGAGAACCUUGUCCAAGCCUGUUUUCAACAGUACAAAACCAAGCGUGAAGAAGUGAAGCCUACAGGUGAACCAGAGACAAACAUGACGGAAGAGUCCAUCACAGCUACCAUGACAACCAUAGUUUCCAAGAACAGAACAAAGGAAUACAAAGUAGUGGGCAUGUAUUCCGAUGGCAUAAAUGUCCUGGGCUUGAUUGUCUUUUGCCUCGUCUUUGGAAUUGUCAUUGGAAAAAUGGGAGAAAAGGGACAGAUUCUGGUGGAUUUCUUCAAUGCAUUGAGUGAUGCAACCAUGAAAAUCGUGCAGAUCAUUAUGUGUUACAUGCCACUCGGAAUUCUGUUCCUGAUUGCUGGGAAGAUCAUAGAAGUCGAAGACUGGGAAAUAUUCCGCAAGCUGGGCCUGUACAUGGCCACAGUGCUGAGUGGGCUUGCAAUCCACUCCAUCGUCAUCCUCCCACUGCUGUACUUCAUAGUCGUACGAAAGAACCCUUUCAGAUUUGCCAUGGGAAUGGCCCAGGCUCUCUUGACGGCUCUCAUGAUCUCUUCUAGCUCAGCAACACUGCCUAUCACCUUCCGCUGUGCUGAGGAAAAGAACCAGGUGGACAAGAGAAUCACUCGAUUCGUGCUACCCGUUGGGGCCACCAUCAACAUGGAUGGGACUGCGCUCUAUGAGGCAGUAGCUGCCGUGUUCAUCGCACAGUUGAAUGACUUGGACUUGGGCAUUGGGCAGAUCAUCACUAUCAGUGUCACAGCCACAGCUGCCAGCAUAGGAGCUGCUGGCGUGCCCCAGGCCGGCCUGGUGACCAUGGUGAUUGUGCUGAGUGCUGUGGGCCUGCCCGCUGAGGAUGUCACCCUCAUCAUCGCUGUUGACUGGCUCCUGGACCGGUUCCGGACCAUGGUGAACGUACUUGGAGAUGCAUUUGGGACGGGCAUCGUAGAGAAGCUCUCCAAGAAGGAGCUGGAGCAGAUGGAUGUUUCAUCUGAAGUUAACAUCGUGAACCCCUUUGCCUUGGAAUCCACAAUACUUGAUAAUGAAGACUCAGAGACCAAGAAGUCCUAUGUCAAUGGAGGCUUUGCCAUAGACAAGUCUGAUACCAUCUCAUUCACCCAGACCUCACAGUUUUAGAACUCCUGGAUUCUGACAAGUGGGAAUGAGGACAUCUCCAUGAGAAUCAUCUCUUAGCAAAUGAAAAUAUUUAAGGAAAAAACAAAACACUAAUGGACAGUUGUACAUUUGAUUUGAUACAGACGUCCAGAUUAUGUUCUGUAUUUUGAUUCACAGCUUUUGCUUUCUGAGUUCUAGGGUUGGGAGUGGCGUAGGGUGGAAGGAAAUGGAUUAAAAGGAAAGUUAUAAAUUCUAGGUUAUUUUUUAAUUCCAAAAGAAAGAUUUUGGAAGUAUUUAAAAUAACAGCCGUUGGAACUAGGGAUGAAUAUGGAAUACAAAUAGCUUUCUCACGCACAGACCAAUGUUUCGGGUUUUUAAAGAAAAAAAAAAUUCUGUCAUUGGUUACAAAUUUUUACUCAGGCUUUCUAUUGGCAUGAAUUUCCUUUGACCUCUCACAUUUUUAUAGAUUGUGAUGAAUCUAAACAACCUCCCAGCUAAUGUGCCAAAACUGUCUACUUUGAAUUCAUCUCCAGCCAAUUUCAAAGACACUGCUUUGAAAGAAAACAGACCAGCACAGUUCUGCAAUAACAGUUUUAAGAUGGGCAUGAGGUUUGGAGGGAGGGGAGAAGGGAUGUUUUUUUUUUCAUCGUACUGUAUUGGAUGCAGGUAACUGUUAACCCAGUGUUCAGUAUAGAGCUAGAUUAAGAUGUGUGUGUGUGUGUAUUUUUUUGCCAUAUAAUUUGCCAGACAGAAAUCAGAAUUGAGCUGUCAAUGUGAAAUCAAGAGCUCUCCUUGUACUUGAAUAACUGCAAUUCCAACCCAGGCCAGCUUUGGGGCUUAUCACAACUCCUCUCUUGGGAAGACGGGAAUGAGAAAUCAUAUUGGUUUGCUCUUUCUCAUCUGUGUGUCAGCCUCAAAGCAGAGCUGUGUUCUGGCACAGAAUUCAUUUACAACUUCCGGAUUCUGGCAGCUGAGAGGGAAUCCAUAUCAGCU